AUGAAAUCAAUUCUUUGCUUUUUCCUUGUCCUCCUGGUUUCCGGCUCAUUUGGAGCAAUUUUGCUACAAAAUGCUCCAGGAAAACACGCGAAUCUUCAAAUUUUGUGCAAUUUGUGCCAGGAGGGAUUCGGAUUGGUUCAGAAGAAUUUGAAAACGCUGGAGGCGUUGACAAAUGAUGAUUUGGUUGGAUUGAUUAAUGUGAGUUCUACUGAAGUUCUAGCUGGAAUUCUGGAUCUAGAAGAUCUAGAUCUUCUGGAAGAUCUAGCUGGAAUUCAAGAUCUUCUAGAAGAUCCAGACCUCCCAGAACUUCCAGCUAAAUUCCCUGAUCUUCCAGAACAUCUGCCAACUCGCCCCAGAUCUCGACAUAGUUCACACAGUUUGCGAUGUGGUUCGAGAUGAUCUCGUCGAUUCGCUCAACAAAUUUUUGCAAUUUUUGGAAAGAUCCGCGCAACCUUCGGCAGUUUGUAAACAACUUUUUGUUUGUCAGUGA
Messenger RNA from Caenorhabditis angaria, 490 nucleotides. The record is from the annotation of a GenBank genome assembly. Lineage: Eukaryota; Metazoa; Nematoda; Chromadorea; Rhabditida; Rhabditidae.